AUCAGCAACUGAAACCAUCACCUCACUCCAGCAGCAACUUUAAUCGCUACUAUCAUUCACAUACAUUAAUUCACGAUGCAUUUCUCCGCCGCAACACUCCUCGCUGUCUUGAGCGCCGUCGCUGUCGCUGCUCCCACUGCUGAGCCCGGCCGUGACCAGCAGCCCAAGCAGUACAACAAGGAGAAGUACAACAAGGACUGCAAGGAAGACUGGGAGCACAAGUGGGAGAACAAUGACUGGAAGAAGGAUGAGAAGCUCUUCUACUACGACGCCGAGUACUACGUCAAGGCCACACCAGACCAGGUCAUCGCCAACAGCGGUGCUCCUGCACCAGGCCAGCCAGGAGCCAAGGGUAUCUUCAAGUACGGCAUCAACGUUGCGGAAAACACCAUUUGCUACAACAUUACCCUCUCAGGUGUUACCGGCGACUACAUGUCGCCCGCUGUAACCGCAACCCACAUCCACGAGGCCGUCAAGGGCAAGGCCGGCCCGCCCCGCCUUGCCUUCCCCAACCCCAAGGGACCUGACAGCCGCCGUGUUUCCUACGGCUGCUUGACUGGACCCUUCUUCGUUGGUACCAACAACACUGCUGGUGUUGACAACGCUGCUGGCUUCCACGUCCGCCAGAUUGUCGCAAAUCCCGCCGGUUUCUUCACUGACAGCCACACUGUCCAGUUUUCCGCUGGUGCUGUCCGCGCGCAGCUUGGUUAAAUCGAUCAAAUCGCCCUAACGAGGGAAGUAACUUCGGCCACGAGAGCCACUUAAUGUAAUGAGCUUCAAACAUAUAGCUUAAUAAUGUACAUAAUGU
Molecule: messenger RNA, 808 nt
Organism: Parastagonospora nodorum SN15
Lineage: Eukaryota; Fungi; Ascomycota; Dothideomycetes; Pleosporales; Phaeosphaeriaceae
Exons: 2
Coding region: 76-711 (211 amino acids)
Source: RefSeq, a predicted model, not a curated record